AGCAAAGUCUGCUACUCGCGCUAGUCGGGAGGAUGGGGUCGAUGGUUGAGGGGUGCCCAGACAUCUAGUGCUAGGCGAUACCUCCAGAUUUACGUUGUCUGAUGAUUACCAAAAGCUUUAGAAGAUAAAUGAAGAUUUUCACAUUAAAAUAACCUCUCGGAGGCUCGCAGCAGCUCUCAGCCAUGUCUCAGGAGAGCCUGUCGGACCUGGCCAAUGAGAACACCCCUCUGGUAGCCCCGCCCUUCACCCUUGACCUCCUGUCGCCACACGGUGCCCUCCUGGACGCCGAGCUCAGCCAGAAGAACAAAAUAAAAGUCUCUUCUUCCUCCUCCUCCACCAACACCGUCACCUCUUCCUCAUCCCCCAAGUGCCGCCGGAAGUAUGCCACCACCACCCCUGCCGACCUCCUCAACGGGAUGCUGGGACUGGGAGUCGGGGACCCGCAGGGGGACGACGACACCUCCUCCAGCAGCCCCUGGCAACGGGGGGAGGAGGUGGAGCUGCUAGGCAAUCACCCCGACAACGGGCAUCAUCACCACGGCGGGCAGCAGGGCAGCAAUAACGCCAAGUGGGUCAAGGAGGGUCAGAACCAGCUCCGCAAAGUGGCGGAGAAGCAACAGGACCCAAACCUGAACGACAGUCCCGACCAGAACCUCAACAUUAGCAUCGACACCGGGACGGACGAAAGCUCGGACGGCAACCCCAACCACAACUCACUAGUGCUUCCAGAGGAGGAGGACGACGGUGGAAGUGACGCGGAGAAGAACAACACCUCCAACAAGACCCUCAGGACCCUGUGUCUGGAACUGGACGGCAAGCGGACGGGUGACGACGGAGUGCUCCUCAUCGACUCCUCCUCCGAGCGCCCUUCCUCUCCUCGUCAUCAUCUGAGUAAGGAGCGGGAGAACCUGGAGGAGGAGAAGGAGGUGGAGGAUGAGGAGGAGGACGAGGACGAGGAGGAAGAUGACGAAGAGGAGGAGGAUGAAGAGACUAUGCCGUCGAGUGGAGAGAAGGACUCGGACUCGUCUGAGACGCAGAGCCACAGCGAGGAGAGGAGUGGAGAGGGGGACAGUGGGAAGGAGGGCUCUGGCCUGAAGACGGGGGCGGGGGUGCCCAGCGAUGAGGACUCCAGCUGCAUGUCUCUGUCACAGGGGAGCACGGCCAACAGCACCCCAGACGGGGAGACUGAGUCCUACUGGGACCGCAGCGAGUUUGAGACGGACGCGGACCUGCCGUCCGGGUGGAUGCGGGUGCGGGACACCACGGGCACCUACUACUGGCACAUCCCCACGGGCACCACGCAGUGGACGCCGCCCUCGCCCCAGGAGGAGGAGGAGGCGGCCAGGCAGGGGGAGACCGAGGGCGAGGGCGAUGGGGAUGUGGAGGGAGAGGGAGAGGGCGAUGGGGAGAGCGGCACAGCCUCCGAGAGGCCCUCCAGCACCUCCCCUGUCGUCACGCCCAGCGAGGAGGAGGCACAGGUCAUAUGGAGGGGACCCUCGCGUCACAACAGGUUCAACGACGAGGACCUGUGGAAGGAUGAUGUGACAUCUGAUCAAAGUCUGAAAGACUUUGAGGGGGCAACACUCCGCUAUGCCUCCAUCAACUUGAGUUGCACCCAGUCUGAAGCGGAACAGAAACUUGAUGGCUAUAUCACAGACUCAGAGGCAAAGUGUUUUGCGGUGCGCUCGCUGGGCUGGGUGGAGAUCUCGGAGGAGGAGAUGGCUCCUGGCAAGAGCAGCGUGGCCGUCAAUAACUGCAUCCGACAGCUCUCAUACCACAAACACAACCUGCACGACACGGCAGGCAUCUGGGGAGAGGGUAAAGACAUGCUGCUGGUGCUGGAGCAGGAGACUUUGAAGCUCAUCGACCCGCUCAGCCAGACGCUGCUGCACUCACAGCCCAUCAUCAGCAUCCGCGUCUGGGGGGUGGGCCACGACAACGGCAGGGAUUUUGCGUAUGUGGCGCGAGACAAGUUGACGCAUGUCCUGAAGUGUCACGUGUUCCGAUGCGACACCCCAGCCAAGAACAUUGCCACCAGCAUGCACGACAUCUGCUCAAAGAUCAUGGCCCAGAGGAAGUCCUCCAAGACCUCCGUCAGCAAGAUGCAGGUGGACCCCUCCAAGCUGCUGGACAUGCCCUUUCAGGAAUUUCCCGUACCAAAGAAUGAGCUGGUGCAGCGUUUCCAGGUGCAGUACCUCGGUAACGUGGGCGUGGCUAAACCCGUAGGUAAGGGACGUUUUGGAAUGGAGAUUAUCAAUAGUGCCCUGGAGACGGCCCUAAACACCAAAGAGAAAGAGGACUGGACGCCGGUGACGGUCAACGUGGCCUCGGCUACACUGACUAUACUGCAGGCUGAGACGGAGGAAGUGCUGUCGGAGUGCCGUGUGCGUUUCCUGUCGUUCAUGGGUGUGGGGAAGGACGUGCACACGUUUGCCUUCAUCAACGCAGAGGCGGCGGGCCACUUCGCGUGCCACAUGUUCUGGUGCGAGCCCAACGCCGCCAGCCUGAGCGAGGCCGUGCAGGCGGCAUGCAUGCUCCGGUACCAGAAGUGUCUGGACGCGCGGCCCCCGAGCAGCAGCGGAUCCUGUCUGCCGGGCCCCCCCGCCGAGUCGGUUGCCAGGCGCGUGGGCUCCAGCGUCAGGAAGGGCGUGCAAAGCCUGCUGGGAAGCUUCAGGCGCUCCGGCUCACAGACCCCAUAGGAGGAGGAGGACGGCACCUCUACACACACACACACACACACACACACACACACACACACACACACACACACACACACACACACACACACACACACACACACACACACACACACACACACACACACACACACACACACAAACACUCCGGCUCACAGACCCCAUAGGAGGACAGCACCUCUACUCGCACACACACCCACCUACACACCUACGCUCUCACACACACACACACCGGCUCACAGACCCCAUAGGAGGAGAACAGCACCUCUACAGACAUCACACACACACACACACACACACACACACACACACACACACACACACACACACACACACACACACACACACACACACACACACACACACACUCCGGCUCACAGACCCCAUAGGAGGAGGACGACACCUCUACACACACACUACCACCAUACGCUACACGCACACUACCACUCCCUACACGCUACACACCCACUACCAUUACGCGCUACACACAUACUCUUGCUCCCAGAAACCAUAGGAGGACUACACACACACACACACACACUACACACUACAAACACACUCCUUCUCCCAGACAGACCCUCACACUGACUCCCAGGUGCCAUUGGAGGAGGACGAUGAUACAGCCUGAAC
Engraulis encrasicolus (European anchovy) is the source of this 3326-nucleotide messenger RNA. It is a transcript of the gene apbb1, whose product is annotated as amyloid beta (A4) precursor protein-binding, family B, member 1 (Fe65). The record is from RefSeq and is a predicted model, not a curated record. Lineage: Eukaryota; Metazoa; Chordata; Actinopteri; Clupeiformes; Engraulidae. The transcript is spliced from 14 exons. Bases 183 to 2699 code for a protein of 838 amino acids. Gene Ontology annotation, cellular component: nucleus; cytoplasm. Gene Ontology annotation, biological process: regulation of DNA-templated transcription. Gene Ontology annotation, molecular function: amyloid-beta binding; transcription factor binding.